Messenger RNA from Hirsutella rhossiliensis, 4092 nucleotides. Its product is annotated as BAR domain of APPL family domain-containing protein. The transcript has a single exon. Gene Ontology annotation, molecular function: protein binding. Gene Ontology annotation, cellular component: plasma membrane; cytoplasm; endoplasmic reticulum. The record is from RefSeq and is a predicted model, not a curated record. Bases 1 to 4092 code for a protein of 1363 amino acids. NCBI's taxonomy places the organism in Eukaryota, Fungi, Ascomycota, Sordariomycetes, Hypocreales, Ophiocordycipitaceae.
AUGUCCAAGGCAGUAGCCGCGGACGCUGCGCGGCGGCCGGCGGACCGCGGCGUCCCCGUCGGCCUCAACGAAGCUGCGCUCGACUCGCCGACGUUCCGCGCCUCCGCGGCUCACUUUGCCGAUCAGGUUGACGCCAUGGAGAAAUGGCUCAACGGCUAUGUCUUGUCAACUUCGAAACUGGUUCACGACAUGCUCGCGCUCGAGGAAACGGUCAAUACAUAUCUCGUCAAGACCAUCCCAUCUGCCGCCGACGGCAUCAUCGAAAACGACUAUACCUUUCUCGCCCUCAAACGCGUUGCAGAUGGACAACGAGAGUGUUGGAUGCAGACCCUGAGCAGCAUGAAGAAGUUGGACGGCGUCGUCGUCGAGCCGAUCCGAUCGUUCCUGGGCGGCGAUAUGCGCAACUUCAAGGAGACACGGCGAAUAAUGGAGAAUUCGCAAAGAGCAUACGACUCGACUCUUGCACGCUAUGUCGGCCAGUCCAAGACCAAGGAGGCGUCUGCUCUGCGCGAAGAUGCCUUUUCCGUGUGGGAGAACCGAAAGGCCUACAUCCAAGCUUCCAUGGACUAUUGCCAGCUCGCGCCGCAGCUGCGCUACACCAUGGACAUGCUCCUCGUCAAGGUGUGCGGCGAGAUGUGGAAGGAAAUGUCGCAAUCACGGGAUGCAUGGACCAGUGCAACGCGCUGGGCUCGCGAAAUGGAUCGAGUGCGUGGCUGGGCCAAGGAAAUGGAACUCACAGAGGCCUUUUUCAAGCGCGAGCUGCAAAUGGCAAGGAAGGAGAUCGGCGAGACCGCUCUAGAGGAACUGAAACCGUCUCGUGAGCUCGAUGAUUACGGCACAUCAACAGUGCCCUUCUUGGGCUCUCGCGGGCCCCUCAACAUGGGUUCCAAAGGCGAGAACGCUCACAUAUCGGAAAAGCAAGGAUGGCUGUUCCUGCGGAUGCUGUCUGGCAAACCAGUCAGGUACAACUGGGUCCGCAGAUGGUACUACUGCCGGGGUGGCGUCUUUGGCUGGCUCGUCCAGGGACCGCAGGGCGUGUUGCAGGGCGAUGAGAUCGGUGUCUUGCUGUGCAACGCAAAGCCGGCGGUGGGGGAGGAGAGGCGCUUCUGCUUCGAGGUGAAGACGAAAAACCAGAACAUGAUGCUGCAGGCCGAGACGCAAAAGGAGCUCAUGGAGUGGCUCCAGGUUUUCGAAGUCAACAAGAAGGAGGCCUUUGAGGCAAGCAUGGGCCAUCUGCCGGGCAGUGCCGACCCAGCCUUUUCGAUUUCACCGCCGAGUGCUCCCGAAUUCUCUGCCAAGGCCCUAGAUAGCCAUGUCAGCGCUGCUGAUGAGAUCGGCCCCGGCUUCGAGCGUUCCGCGACCCUUGCGCCCGGGUCGGACGGCCAUCCGGCCUCCAGGCAAAGCUUUGACGUCAACGGCAGCCUCGGCCGGCGAUCCUUCACAGCGUUGGGACGAGACUUGGCAAUGCGGGAGGACGGCGAGAGUGGACGAGAUCACGCCGCGAGGAUCAUUCAGAAGCUUGACCUUCACCGUAAAUCGAAUUCGAGCACUGCCAUCGAUCCUGGUCCUACAGGCGCCCCAAACUCGGCUGGGGGUAUCGCGAGCUUGAUUUCGGCAAGCCACAGAGUCCUGCCUGUCCACCCCCCUAACAUGGCGCCGAAUGCCUCGCGGUCGGCAGCAGGCACCAUGCCUACCCUCGAUAGCGCUUACGGCUCCCUCGCUCCGCUGACACUGGCGAAGCCUCCGGCCUUGACGAACUUGAGCCGCGCUGCCGUUGUUGUCGCGGGUGAGCGUGGUUCCGCUGGCGACAGUCGGAAGCUCCCCACGUCGCUCGUUGCCAACUACUGGGGGAGCAACAUCUGGACCGCCAUCAAGGGCCCGAAGCAGCCAGGGCUCCCGCGACUCGACGACGACGACGCCAUCGGGGUGGUUGUAUCUGAGAGCUCACAAACAUCCCUGACCCGGGACGCGGAGAAGCAGACUGACAUGGCGCUGCCUGCAGAUUACCCCAUGGAACUAAGGGCCCAGAGUGCGCAGUUCCGGCUUCUGUUCCCAGACGCGCAUGCCGGCGAGAAACUGGUGCUGGUGUUCAGAGCGGCCUGGUCAAUCUCCAUGGAGCGCAAUUCAUCUUCGGAAGCACUGGCGGGCGAUGGCCGCAUCUACGUCACGCCAGACAACAUGUACUUUUACAGCCAGCAGAUGGGUAUGGUGUCGGCACAUAGUAUUCAUUUAGACAUCAUCACCGAGGUGACGAGUGCCGCCGGGAAAGACUGCGACUUCAUCUUCCUGCACCUUGGCCAAGGUACGAAUGCGACGGGCUACACGCGCAUCAGCAUCAAGAUCUUUCUCGACGAUCUUCAACUUCUUCACACCCGUCUCAACCUCUUGGUCGACAACCUCCAAGCAGAAGAACCCAUGGACACGAGGGACAUCAUCUCGGCUCUCGUCAACGUCGAGAGAUACGACGACGAAAGGCACAGCCCCAGCGCCGAGAGUUGGGAAGAGGUGUCUCCCAACACACCGGUGGACGACGGGACCCUGACUGGUAGACCCGUGUUCAAGCACCGCCACCAGCGCGAGCACGGAGUGCACGUGCGGCCUUUGAAGCCACAGCAAAGGGGUCCGCCAAAGCUCCAUCUCCCUGCCCAUCCAGUCGUGUACGAGCCGGAAGGCAUGGUGGAGAUGGCUGCCGACAGGCACUUUGAGAUUAGCGCAAAGGCCUGUUUCCACGUCCUCUUUGGAGACAAGAGCUUCGUCUUUCCCAAGCUUUACUUUGAGCAUAGGGCACAGCAAAUAGCUCAGGGUCCGUGGCUGCUAGUCGACGAGGGGAAAAUGCGCCGGGACUUUAACUUCAAGGUCGACUACAAGGAUCUGCUCGGGCGGUCCAAAUCGGCCAACGUCAGCGAUGACCAGUCAAUCGACGUCUACAGCGACCACGUUACGUACGUGGUGACGCACAACAAGACGGCGUGGCACUUGCCGCACUCGCGAAGCUUCAAGCUGGUGACGACGAUUGUCAUUACACACGUGGCCAAGUCCAAGUGCAAGCUCGCCGUCUACACCGGCAUCGAAUGGUCCAAGGCGCCGGCCUUUUGGAAGAACCUGGUGGAACGGCAGGCCCUGCGUGACGCGGCCAACGACGCAGAAGAGCUGGCCGAGAUGGCGACAGACCAGGUACGGAAGCUGGGGCCCCGGAGGCGUACCAACAGGGCCAUCCAGGUUUACGGCCACGUUGGCCAGCAGACGCAAGUGGUGCUGUUCUCGCCGGCUGCGACCGAGUCGAGCAGAAAGCAGGCCGUGAAGCCGCGUACCCUGACGGCCAUGGUGCUCGAGACGGCGAGGUCCUUUGCAGAAAGUGCCGUCUCGUCCGUCAUCAUGUGGAUAUUUGCCGGCUUGAAGAAGCUGUUUGAAGUAAUUUCAGCGCAGCGUGUGAUUCUGACGUUGCUCGGCUUCAGCGCCCUGACGAAUGUGAUGCUGACAUCGACCGAGUCGUCGGCUUGGUGGAAAGAGCGAAGGGCGGCAAGAUUUAUGCAGAGGAUGGGCGUGGGACCGAAUUUGAUGAUGAGCAAGGCAAUCUAUAUGGCAGACCUGGACGAGGCCACGGGCACCGUGGGCAGCGGGCUGUCUGCCCCCGUGAACAGCACAUGCUUCGGCGCCUAUAAAGAGCUGCUGAACGCGACAGACAUGGAUGCUCCGUGGGAGGAUGCCGGGUCGAAGCUGACAUGGCCGUCGAGUCGAGCGACGGCGCGGCGACUGCGGCGAACACGGCAGCGACUGGGGUCGUACCGACACGACCUGAUGGUGGCCAUGCGCGUCGUCAACAGCGUGGAACGAGAGAUGCUGCAAUCGGAAUGGGAGAACUGGCUCAUCAACGAGAAGUCGCUGUGCGACGAGCUGGACUCGCUGCUCCAGGGCGACCGAAGCCGAGGCGCCGACGGGACAAGCAGGGAGCCUUCCUCGAGCCAAAGGGUGCUGGGUUCACUGGGCCAAGGGGGCGUGGAGGCGCUCGGAGAGUGGCGGCAAAGCUACUGCGGGAGCUGCCGUAGCGACCUCGACGGCAUGCUCGAGGCGAGGAUGUCGAGCCGCUUGUGA